AUGGACCCGACAUUAUUUCUCCUUGUUAUUUCUACACUUGUGCAGCAAGUGCUCGUAGAAGUGGUUCCCCAUGAAACGUCGUUCGCAGCUGUAGUGGAGAUGACGUCGGGAGCCUCCAGGAUCUUCAGUGGGGAAGGUUUCCAGCUGAGAUGCAGCGUUCCCGAUGAGCAUAACUCCAAGUGGACUUACAUGUGGUUUAAGGAUGCUGACCAGCUGCCACAGUCUGGGCAGAAGCUAAAUUGGUGGAAAGCCAGGGUUCGAGAUAGUGGGAAAUUUUACUGCCAGGGAGUGAGGGACACUCUGGUGGGAAAAAUACACACCCUCAAAAGUCUGCCUGUGGAGAUCAACGUCGACGGAGGGUGGGCCAUUCUGCAAGUGCCAAAUCGAGGCUUUGUUAAGGAGACCUUGAAGCUCACUUGUCGCAUUCGAGGCAACCUCCCACUUCAUGAAGUGAUCUUGUACAAGGACAACGUGGAAAUUAUGAAACAGGAAGGCCGUAACCCACAUUUUUAUCUGAACAACUUGACCCUCGAAGACCAAGGAAUGUACUCUUGCCGUGUGUCCUGGGACAAAGACAGACGCACACACUCUGUAUCUUCAGUUGAUGCUCCAGUGCAGGCGUUAGAGCAUCUGUCAAAGCCUAUUUUGGAGAUUGUGGUAGACAAUGACCCAAAAGCAAAAACCAUGAAACUCGUCUGCCAUGUUCAGUACAACUUCCCCGCGCCCGCUCCUCCCGUAAGCUACUACUUCUACAAGGAUGGCGUCAAACUGGGAACAGCGUUGUCUGAGAACCAUACUGUGGUCAGACAGACCCCGGGUCAGUACAGCUGUAAGGCCAGGGUUGCUCAGUUAGGACUCAUCACAUGGAGUGAACCAAAAGCUCUGGGCGGGUGAUGCAUCCUUAAAGGUGAAAUACCUAACCUUUUCUGUCACAUUCCCUCCCGGUCCACAAACAAUACAUAAAUACAAAGCUGCAGGCCAUACAAAAUUUGAAAGAGGGCUGUAACUUUGGAUAUGCCCACUCUAAAUUGACCGUAGGUGUGACUAUGAGAAUGGAUGGUUGUUUGUCUCUAUAUGUGUCCCUGUGAUGGAGUGGCAACCUGUCCAGGGUGUACCCCGCCUAUCGCCCUAUGUCAGCUGAGAUUGGCAAAGUGCCCUCUGUGACCCUCAUGUGGAGGAUAAAGCGGUAGAAGAUGGAUGAAUGAAAUCCCUAACCCCAGUGACAGACAGACACUGUGCAUUGAGCUUCUGCCGUCAACUUGUCUCUGACUCUGAUAGUCCCAACUCUUCAAAAAUCCUCAACCUUUUUUUCUUUUCCCCUGAAUUUCUCUUUCUGAAUCAAAAGCCGUCUAGGCUCCACUGCAGCACCUGCACCUUCAUUCUGAGCAUCAUCCAAAUCUUCAGGUCCUCCAAGCUCUCUGCUUUCUCCAAUCCAUGUCUAUCAACCAAACCCAGUGCUUGAUGUAACAGAUGUAACAUGUGCUUUCAAUUUAGGCCAGAUCAUAAGAUAUAGUUUUGCUCGUGGAGGAUAUAUAUGACAUGGACAACAGAUAAAAAAAAGUGUAACAAAGAUAUUCUUUAUUGGCAGAAAGCCACUCUUCAAUUGCAACAAAUGAAAAAGUUCAGCUUUGACUUAAUUUAUAUUUCUCUAUAUAUUGGAAUUUACCAAUAAACAACCUCAGUUGUAAACAACAAAAUAAACAAAUUUACAAUAUGAAUGCUGUUCAAACAAAAAAGGCCCAAAGUAGUAAACAAAGCAAAGUCCAAUAAAGUCAACCGUCCACAUAAAUCA
Molecule: messenger RNA, 1792 nt
Organism: Solea solea (common sole)
Lineage: Eukaryota; Metazoa; Chordata; Actinopteri; Pleuronectiformes; Soleidae
Product: low affinity immunoglobulin gamma Fc region receptor III-A
Exons: 5
Coding region: 1-894 (297 amino acids)
Biological process (GO): cell surface receptor signaling pathway
Molecular function (GO): transmembrane signaling receptor activity
Source: RefSeq, a predicted model, not a curated record